Messenger RNA from Ahaetulla prasina, 3042 nucleotides. It is a transcript of the gene HERPUD1, whose product is annotated as homocysteine inducible ER protein with ubiquitin like domain 1. Gene Ontology annotation, cellular component: endoplasmic reticulum membrane. Lineage: Eukaryota; Metazoa; Chordata; Lepidosauria; Squamata; Colubridae. Gene Ontology annotation, biological process: negative regulation of endoplasmic reticulum stress-induced intrinsic apoptotic signaling pathway; endoplasmic reticulum unfolded protein response; endoplasmic reticulum calcium ion homeostasis. Bases 85 to 1263 code for a protein of 392 amino acids. Gene Ontology annotation, molecular function: transmembrane transporter binding. The record is from RefSeq and is a predicted model, not a curated record. The transcript is spliced from 8 exons.
AGAGGUCGCUGUUGUCGUCGAGUGAGGGUGUUUUUGUUGUGGGGGAGGGGGGACCGGAAGGUUUUUUUAUUUUUGAGGCCGCCUAUGAUGGAAAACAGGGAAGCCGAGGAGGAGGAGGAGGUGGUGGGCCUCGUCGUGAAGAGCCCCGCGCAGCGCCAUCCGGAUUUGCUCCUGUCGGCCCGGCGCUCCUGGAGCGUCCGGCGCCUCAAGGCGGAGCUGCGACACCUUCACCCGGAUGAACCGCCUGAAGAAGCUCAGAGGUUGAUCUACUCUGGAAAGUUGUUGUCUGACCAUCUUUUUCUGCAAGAGGUCCUCACUAAGCAGGAGACGCUUCACGUUCUUCAUUUGGUGUGCAACUCUAAGAAUCUGCCCACGAUUCCAGGAGCUGACAUGAAGGAGGCUGAAGCCAAGGAGCAGUCCACAGCAUUGGGCCAAAAUCCUUCGGACCUUCCUCCAAGGUCUGUUCCCAGCCAAGGACAGGCUGCCCCAGACCUGCCUGUGACCACAGAAGAAGCUGACACAAGAUCUCCGGUGACUCCGCACCCUUUUCAAGCUAUGAGCUCCAGUUAUUCAUCCUACACCACAUAUCAUAUGUUGCAGCUCUGGUUCCAUCAGCUCUACACAAGGCAAUACUACAUGCAAUACAUGGCUGCCAAUGCUCAUUUGGGUGACUUUUCCUCUGCACGAAGUUCCCAGGAGAUCUCGGUGGCUCCGGUGACCCCACCGGCUCCUCUCCCUGGUCCGUUUCCCGCUGAAAACCCCCCAGUUGAUCAAAACGCUCCCCCUCAAGCCAAUCCCGGAGUGAACCCAAACCUGCGCAUGAAUGCCCAGGGUGGACCCCUCAUGGAGGAAGACGACGAAGUCAACCGCGAUUGGCUGGACUGGCUCUAUUCAGCAACCCUCUUCUACGUCUUUGUCAACAUUGUUUAUUUUUACUCCAGUAUGAGCAGGUUCCUCUUGGUAAUGGCCGGGACCCUCCUCAUGUACCUGCACCAGGUUGGCUGGUUCCCUUUCAGACGAAGGCCAGCCCAGCCACCGCCACCACCGAACAACGUUCCUGCCCCGGCUGUGGUUAAUCAAGAUCAGAACAACAAUUUACAACAGGAGGAAAACCCAAGAGUACAAAAUGAAACAGAGAAUUUAGAGGCCGUCCGUGAGAACCAGCCAGCUCCAGCUGUUUCCUUCAUGAGCACAGCUUGGCUUUUCUUCAAGACUUUCUUCGCCUCCCUCCUGCCAGAGGGGCCUCCAGCUGUGGCAAACUAACUGGGUACAUAUUUCCUCUUUUCUCUUCUCCGGACACAAGCUUGAAUGUCCCAACACAGCCAAGGAUGGUUGGAUCAAAGAGGGUGAAUGUAGACUUUUGAAGCUAAAGACAGACGUGGCUGGAAGUGCAAUGAGAUGCUAGCUCAGAGCUUUAAGGAACAAUAGACCACCAAAGCCACAGCUUGAGAGAGUGGUGCGAAGUUUUGUACCUCAGCUGCUUUGGGGGCCAAGUGCAAGAGAGGAAGAGUCCUGCUACCAGGACCAACUUGAUUCCAGUUGGAGUGGAUCUCACGCUCGCCUACACAGAAGUGUGUAAUCUUGUGCAAUCAGCAUAUUUAGGAAAAAACGCACGGGGGAAGUUAAUGCCAAAAAUGAAGAAGAGCAGUUCUUAAUUCCUGACAACACAUGUAAAAGAUAAGGUGUAAAUAGCUUUUCCACAGAAGGUAACAGUUGAGCCUAUUAAUACUACACAGUGGAGGUGGGCAACCAAAGGGUCCUUUACCACCUGCUGAAAAACUGGGAGUUGGAAAACUUCCAGAAUUCCUAAGCCAGCAUGGCUGGCUCAGGAAUUCUGGGAUUUGAAGUCCGCAGCUGGUAAAGGGGCUUUGGUUGCCCAGCCAUGCUACACAGUGUAGCAGAAAGUAUUUCCUAGGUUUCAAGCACAAGGGGUUUUUCCUAUUUUGCCAAUUUAGCAAGUCAAUAUCAUGUCUGGAUGCGUGUCUUCGGAUAGAUCAAAUUGCAAAUACAACUUCUUUCAAGCAGCUUUCUAUUUUCCAGCAAUCUAUUUAAUCUUCAAGUUCUUUUUGUCAUUUCAUUUCAGAGUUAAAAGAGAAUGGGAUUUGUGCAAAAGAAUGAACAAUCUUUCCUUACUCUUCCCUCGUCUCCUUUCCUCUCUUCCCUCCCUCCCUCCCCAUCAUGCAAUUUUUCAGGCUGAUUCCCUGCAGGUUAGCUUGUGAAUGAAUGGUGCUUUCUAGGUUACAAAUUAAAAGAAAAAACAUUGGCUUGAAUCUGAAGUCUGAUGGAGCAUAACAUCAUGAACUGGAGGCUCUGACACUUGGAAAAGGAGGGGUAUUUUGUAGGUGACCUUUGCUCCUGAGUUGGGACAGUCUGAAUCCCCAGAGAUGGGUCAGAGUGAGUAAGCGAGUCACCCCAAAUUACUGUAGCUGCUCAUUUUGCAAAUAGAAGUUUGAAACGUAGGCUGUGAGAUUUCUAGGAUCAUUUGAUCAAAAGAUUAUGUGGGCCCCUCCCAGCCAUGUUGGAAGCUGCGGUAUAAUAUCAGAAUUAUAGUGUGAGUUGCCAUUAUACAUUUGCUGUGAUGAUGUGAUUCAUGACUGAUGCAAAUUGUUUUAAGUAUGGUUGUAAUGGCCUCAUCGCACGUCUAGAUACCCAGGGUUUCACUGAAGGGGAAAAAUAUUCUUUAACAUCUGCAUUUAACUUGGACAUUUUAGUACAAGCAAAAUAAAAUUCUUUGGAUUUCUGAUUAAUUGGUCUGCUUACAAUGGUCAGAUUAAUUUCCCCACAACUUAAGCCUCUCUGCCUGGAACUCCCUAGAAUUGCAUGAUUUUUCCAAAGUCAUUCUUUUCCACUCAGGGAUUAUUUUGCAUAUAAAAGCAUUUCUGUGUUUCGAUUUCAGGAUGAUGCCAAAAUGGUAUGUUUUCGCUGUUGUGGAUUGUAACAUGGAUGCUUUCUAUUUCUUAUCUACUCAAAUUGCAUAUAGACAGUCACGUGAUGGCUGAAUUUUUUUUCUUUCUUGUACAUUAUUAAACAAAGUUUAAUAUA